AAAAUAUACUCAUUGUGUAUGUGUAGUUGAAAUUCGCUCGGCCAUUUAUCAUGGUCUUGUCGGUAGAAAGUAAGAUCAUCUUUCCACAAUGGUACACAGGAAUCGGAGUAACCCUCCUGUUGCUGCAGAUGGGUUUCCUGGGUGGCUGGGUCUCGCCGACCUUGGCAAGGCUCAUGGCUGCUGAUUCACCGAUCCCAUUGACCGUCGACGAAGCAUCCUGGGUGGCAUCGAUCUUAAACUUCUGCCGAUUUUUCGGCAGCAUACUCGGUGCCGUCGCUGCUAAUUAUCUUGGCAGCAAGCGAUCGAUCUUCGUGAGUUUGUUCCCGAUAUCGGCCGGCUGGCUCAUCAUCUCCUUGGCUAACCAGGUGAAAUGGCUCUACCUCGCACGAGUUUCCAGCGGCGUCGGCAUCGGCAUGGUAUACAGCACGUUCCCGCUCUUCAUCGGCGAGGUCUCGACACCUGAAAUACGUGGAGCCCUCAUAUCGCUGGCAACCUGCGGCGUCCCGGUCGGCCAGCUUAUAACCAGUAUCGGCUCCUCCUUUCUCAGCCUCUCCACAUCAGCCGUCAUCUACGUGUCCAUCACUCUGCCUCUCAUUGCCUUAUUCGUCUGGCUGCCCGAGUCGCCGCAUCACCUCAUCAAAAUUGGCAAGCGCGAAGAGGCGAAGAAAUCGAUCGAUUGGUAUAGAGCCGGGACAGGUGUGGAGAAGGAGCUCGACGCGGUCGAGAAAUUCGUAGAAUCCGUUAAGAGCACGAGCUUCUUCGAGCAGCUGCGCGAACUGACCUCGGCCCCCAUGAGAAAAGCUCUUUUCCAAGUAAUCGCGCUCUUUACGUUUAUGCAGAUAAGCGGCGUUAACAGCGUAUUGUUCUACAUGGAGACGAUCUUAACCCACGCCAAGGUCACCGUCAUCGAGCCAUUUCUCAUAUUUAUCUACGUGAACGUGGCCGGCAUCUUUGCCGCGGCUCUCUCGAUUCUACUCAUCGAUACUUGCGGCCGUAGAUUUUUAUUAAUGGUCUCGAGCUCGGGUGUUGGCCUCUCCAUGAUCGGCAUGACAUGCCACUUUUUACUAAUGGACACGUAUAGGAAUGUGCCGAGCUUGCAGUUCAUUCCCAUCGCCUCGAUGUUCCUCUUUGUGACGUCAUUUUACGUGGGCUUGUUCCCGGUGCCGAACGCCAUAUUGAGUGAAUUGUUUCCCGCUAAUAUAAAAUGUGUGGCGGCCAGUGUUGCCGGUCUGACUGGAGCGAUGAUGGCAUUUUUGUCAACAAAGACUUAUCAGCCGUUGAUAGAUCUGAUGGGCGAAGCCUACGUCUUUAUGAUUUAUGCGAUAUGUGCGAUUCUCGUGAUACCGUUCAGUUUGUUUAUAAUGUCGGAAACAAAAGGGAAAAGCUUACAACAGAUACAAGACGAACUUACGAGAAAGUGAUUUGCGUGUAAUAAUAAUACAUGUUUUUUCUUCUCUUUUUUUUUUUUUAUUUA
Messenger RNA from Ceratosolen solmsi marchali, 1474 nucleotides. RefSeq names its product facilitated trehalose transporter Tret1-like. The record is from RefSeq and is a predicted model, not a curated record. Gene Ontology annotation, biological process: transmembrane transport. NCBI's taxonomy places the organism in Eukaryota, Metazoa, Arthropoda, Insecta, Hymenoptera, Agaonidae. Gene Ontology annotation, molecular function: transmembrane transporter activity. The coding region runs from base 51 to 1421 and encodes 456 amino acids. Gene Ontology annotation, cellular component: membrane. The transcript has 2 exons.